Pisolithus orientalis is the source of this 2795-nucleotide messenger RNA. RefSeq lists its product as uncharacterized. The record is from RefSeq and is a predicted model, not a curated record. Lineage: Eukaryota; Fungi; Basidiomycota; Agaricomycetes; Boletales; Pisolithaceae. The transcript has 7 exons. The coding region runs from base 420 to 2570 and encodes 716 amino acids.
GUCGGCAUGGCGAUUAGCGUGAUUCAGCUAGCAGUGUGCCUACUAGCGUCAACACGUCAGCUGCGAGCGUCUCAAAUCGUUAGUCUCGGUUCCAGACGGUGUCGGUCUUCGCCCUGCUUGGCUGUGUCAGCACUGUACUCCACAGCGUAUGGAGCACGAGCGCGGUAAACAAGGUGCCUGCCGUGCAAAACGACUUUGUUCUAGUUAUGUAAUGUGCCAAGUAAAUCGCACUCCCCUACUACCGUCCAAGGGCAAAAAGAGACUUGGGCGCUAUUCGGUGACAUGUAACUUGUGCAAGCAGGUCGGCCCGCCGCCUGCUUAAAUGUUAUACUAACCAGAGGGCAACAGUACUGAAGAUCUGCUCCUCAGUCUUCGGGCAGUACAUGUUCUGAUUGUCUAGACUCAGUCUGACCGACAGGAUGCGGUUGAUCAAUGUAGAGACCUUCCUUGAAAGGGAGAGAGAAUUUCGCUCAGGAAUUUUCAACCCUGAAAUCGAGGUUCUGCAGGAGCUCGAUGAUGCAAGCGCAGGUUACGCCAUAUUGUCACAUCGCUGGACCAUUGAGCUGAACUUCAAAGAGAUGGUGAAGCUCAGGAGGAUGGAAAACAGAGAUGAAAUUCGACAACGAGAUGGUUAUCAGAAGAUCCUGAAGAGCUGCGAGCAGGCCACAAAAGACGGCUUCAAAUGGCUCCGGGUCGAUACGUGUUGUAUCGACGAGCGAAGCAGUUCAGAACUGUCCGAGGCCAUAAAUUUGAUGUUCCGGUGGUACGAGAACGCGAAACGAUGCUGUGCUUACCUCCAUGAUGUUAACGACUCCCUCCUCCCCCGCGGACGCGACGAUGUCAUAUUUUGCAAUUCCAGCGGCUGGCUAGAAUGGUUCUCGCGGGGCUGGACGCUGCAGGAGUUGAUAGCCCCGAGAGACCUCCAGUUCUUUGAUAAGGAUUGGGCACCUAUCGGGGAUAAACGCAGCUUGUCUUGCAAACUCGAGGAAAUUACCCGGGUUCCUAGGUCGGUUCUGGUGGAUGGCUUAUCUUCAUAUUGUCCCAGCACUGCCCAAGUGAUGUCGUGGGCUGCAGAUAGGGAGACAACGCGAAUCGAGGAUCGAGCAUACUCGCUGAUGGGUCUGUUGGACGUUAACAUGCCGAUGUUGUAUGGGGAGGGGAAGAAAGCAUUCCAGCGUCUUCAACUAGAGGUGAUCCGCACGUCCAACGACCAGACCCUCUUUGCGUGGAAGCCAGCGGGAAAACUGGCGCGGACCAGUGGCGUCCUAGCUGACGACCCGAGUGCUUUCUGGGAUUUCCAUGACAUCUUCAAGUUGGAGCCAGAGGAGUUUUUCUCAGCGCUCUCCUCUUUGUGGGACGUGGAUGCCGAAGGAGCUCUUGCCACCCGAGACGGCCAAGCAGAUCCCGGGUUCACCGUCACCAACGCAGGGAUCCAGAUACGGCUUCCUGUUGUACGCUAUUACGGGUGUCCAUCAGUCUUUCAAGCAGCGUUGGCGUGCUACAAAAAUGAUGCUCUGGUCCCAAUCACCAUUCGAUUGGCAGCCUUUAGGUCCAAUUACUACAGGUACUUUGGCCCAACUGGGGAGCGACAACCACUCUUGGAGUACCAAUUACUUCAUCUCGCUUAUCGCUACAAGGUAUAUCACGACUUCACAUUCAAAAUCGACGAUAGGUCCGUUCCCUACUGCGGUUUCACUCGUCGCGCUGUCUACCCGAAGGACGUGACCUUCACAGACAAUCUUGUCAGGUUAUCAACCAUUGACCCUCUCGUUGUUGUACUGUGUUCCAACAGAAAGACCAACACUUAUUUUGCAGUUGUGUAUGGUCACUGCUUCGGCCAGGGCUGGGUGCAUAUCGUUUCUGAUGAACGAGAAGCUUGGUCUUCUUGGGAGUCCUACGCCUGGAAGGUGUAUGAUCGCAUGCGCAAAGCGAACGCUGUUUACGCCCAUCGUAUGGCUGAAGUAUGCUUUGGCCGGGGACGCAAGCUAUUCUACAGCAGACACUGGCAUAUCCCUAAUUCUAUACUGGCUGUGGAAGUUGUCUGUGGCAGAUGGGGCAAGUCAGUUGGUUUCAAAGUCGACGUUGAUGUUGUGCAAUGUGUCAGCUGUCGCUGGGACAGGUUCGGAUGGAGAGUGGCCUGUAGAAUCACCGAUGGACGUGAUACACCUGGCCUUAUGGCACGAACCGACUGGCCAUGGACCGUUGAUCAUCGCCGUUUGUUGGUAGAUGGGACUCCAGCAGCAUUUUAUGCUGCCAAUGCGUGGAAUGGGAUCAAGUUAGGCGAUUAUGGUUACAGUAACCCCAGAGGGUAUAUCGAACAUCGAGGUAACAUCUUCGAAGAUCUGAGGUUGCUCAAUCCAGAGCUGGAAUUGAUCCUGAAGACCAAGAUCUUGGACCUGUUGUGCACGAAGUCGGCAGUGAACGCAGCACCAACAUUACGGGUGGUGAUGUGCCGACUAUAUUCAUCUCCGACAAUGGUCAGCGACCUUUUCAAGCGGAUCCUGCGCUCGUUCUGCGUGCACCGGUUGGCCUUUCGCUUCCAAACACUCGGUCUGCUGUCUCUUUACUGAAGUCCUCAGCUGUCUUUGCGACCAAUAAUACUUGUGAAGAAAAGCUCAAGACGGAGAUUUCGCAGUUCCCAAUCUGGAGGAACCGCUUGCAAUCUCAUCCGCGGCCAGUAACGCCAUUAUACAACAUCGGGUACCCCUGCGUUUGGUCUCAAGCGCGUUUCUGUGCCUGCGGGAGCUCAAACCCGGAAUUUGAAGAGAUCAGGAACCAUUUCAACUCGAUAGCUG